This is a messenger RNA of Leptidea sinapis, 5657 nucleotides long. RefSeq names its product putative thiamine transporter SLC35F3. The record is from RefSeq and is a predicted model, not a curated record. Lineage: Eukaryota; Metazoa; Arthropoda; Insecta; Lepidoptera; Pieridae. The coding region runs from base 321 to 1793 and encodes 490 amino acids. The transcript has 9 exons.
UUUUACACUCCAUCAAUAGUGUUCUGUGCAUUCUACACGUCUUGUUCAAAAGAAAUAAAUUGAGUUAACUAAAAUAAUUUCUAUGUAAUAAAUAUUAUUUAAUUGAGUACCUAUGUUAUACUUAAAGUUAAAACAUAUAUUGUCUGGUGUCUAGCACUGCUACUAAGUACUUAUACAUUUAAAAUAUGUAAGAGUAUAAUGAAGUAAUGGUGAUUGACAAUGGACUUACACCAUCAGCUGUGUAUAAAUAUAAACUUAAAAGUAUUGUCAUGUGUGAUUAAUCAUGAAGAUAAUAAUAUGGCUUCUUAAAAUAUAACAUAAUGGGUAGGGAUGGAGACGUCCCGACAAUUUUUAAUCCGAAAAGAGUUCGUGCCCCUUCUGUUAUUAUUACAAGUGAAGAGGUGGAGACAGAUCGAAGUAUUGAUGUAGAACGUGAACGUCCGAAUGGGCCGCCAACUCCCCUCAGUCCACGCGCGCCUCUUACACCUCAGACUUCGGUCUCAUCAGCGCCGCCUCUCACAACGCAACCAUCAUUACAACAAACAUUCAGUGAAUCGGCAGCAAGCAGCCAAGAUGAAGAACGACAGUUACGAGGCAAGAAGUGUCCCCGAUCAUGUUGUUCAAAGAUCGCUAAGAAGAUCUAUUAUGGAGUGUGUGUUACAUUUAUAUUGGUGGCAUCAUGGGUAACUGUAACACACUGUAUUAAAUAUUUAUACUUGCAAGAUUACACCCCAACAAAUGGUGCAGAUUUAUCUUUAUUCAACAAUUAUACAUCAAGGUUUCUUACACAUCACAUCUACAAUGCACCCUUCUUCACAACAUGGUUUUGCACCAACUGGCUCAUACUUUUCUACCCAAUAUAUCUCUUGAUAGCACUCAUACACAACAAGUGUAAGUCGGCUAAUGACCUCGCGUGCGACGCCUUCAAUGAUUUUAAAGAAAAGGGAUUUACUUUUGCUCGUUUCCUAAGUCGCUGCGGGCUGUUCUGCCUGCUGUGGGUGGUCACCAUUUACAUGUUCACAUACUCGCUCAAGAUCCUGCUGUCAACUGAUGUGGUGGCACUUUUCGCCACCAACGUCUCAUGCGUCUAUCUGCUAUCCUGGGUUAUAUUGCAUGAGCAGUUUGUUGGUGUAAGGAUAGUUGCCGCAAUCCUGUGUGACACGGGUAUAGCCCUGCUGGCGUACAUGGACGGCAUCACCGGGAACUCCACCCUAGGAGGAGUGGUGCUCUGCGCGUGCGCAGCUGCCGGCUUCGCUAUAUUUAAGGUGCUGUUUAGAAAAGUGAUGGGAGAGGUAAACACCGGCCAGAAGGCCCUGUUCUUCUCGAUCCUGGGCGUCGUGAACCUGACGUUGCUGUGGCCCGUCUGCCUCGCGCUGUACCUCACGGGAACCGAGCUGGUGCCCAUACACAGCAUGCCCUGGCUGCACCUGCUUAUAGCUAGCGCUGCUUUACUAGUGUUUCAUCUGGUGUUUCAAUUCGGCAACCUGGUCACAUAUAAUAUUUUCGUCUCGUUCUCACUUAUCGUUGCAGUGCCUGUGUCAGGUGCGUUAGACGUGGCGCUGUACGGGGUCCGGUUCGAGGGUAUGAAGCUGUCGGGCAUCGUGCUGAUCACGGUGGGCUUCUGUCUGGUCAUGUUCCCCGACAACUGGCCCGAUUACAUCAUGAGGUUGCUCAGAUGGAGCCGUCGUCGUCAACGCGGGCAUGACGGUUCCGGUCGAAAUAGAGACACAGUGGAUUACCGAACCGGAUACAUUCGUUCACAUCUGAGGUCGCCGUCCGGACGCGUCAGGUGACCGACUCGACACCGACACAAACAUUAGUACGUACUUUAAUAUUUUUAUGAGACCGUACGAUUCAGAACUCAUGGGGCGUGUUGAUUUUAAGAAACUGUAUCUAAGUAACUAUAUUAUUGACACACACUUUUACACAAAUUAUCUUGGCCCAAACUAUGCAUUGCCUGUAUUAUAGGUACAAGACAAGGAUAUAUAUAUAAUACUAAACAUACAUAAAUACAUAUAAACAUCCAUAUUCAUCAUAUAAAUGUUUGCACCUACCGGAAUUCGAAUCCGGAACCUCUAGCUCAGUAGGCAGGGUCGCUAACCACUGGGCUGAAUGGGUACUAUUAAAGUAACUAUAACAACCUUGCAAAUAAACUUGGUAUAAAGUUAUACCUGAGAAUAAACCAAGAAUUUGAAAAAAGUUGACUUAAUGACUGACAGCACUGAUAAUUGUGAAGUUUACCGAAUGUCAAUUAGCCAUGCAAAUAAACGAACGGGAAACGAAUAAACCAAACAUAAGCAAAAUGUCUAACUAAAUUUUGCAUAUUCUUGGUUUAUUCUUAGGUAUAACUUUAUGUAAAUGUAAGGCCGUAGGGAAUGGGUUUGCUUUGUGGUGAGUCCAAGUCAAGUUCCAAGGCUUGAGAUGGCUUCUAUCAAUUACGACCUUCGUAAAAUAAAUGUUUAUAUGUUAUGUAAAAUCCCAGCUCCCUCUUGCCCUUUCUGAAAGGAAUCUCUCCAUCGCCCGCGGGAGAUUUAAUCUUAUAAGUUCUUACUGGUUAUUUGGUAUAUAUAUCCCAAAAUUAUCAAUAAUGAUAAUAUACAUUGUUUGUUUUAAAAUGUAUUAACUUAAACUCCCCCACUAUGUUUUUAUUGUAUUUUAGGUAUCCACCCCCAUUUUGUGCUCAUAUAAUAAAGUAUUCUCUAUAGCACCAUCCACGCAAAACUGCCCCAUCAGUUCUGAAUAUUACUAAUUUAACAGGUUUAGUUUUUAUUUUGAAAAAUUUUGCCGACACGAGUUGUUAUGAUCUUGUCAUACUUACGGGCAUGCAUUGCACAUCCUUUAACUAUACUAUAACUAUCUUAAUUCGGCCGUAUAAAUAAACUUGGUAUAAAGUUAUAACUGAUGAUAAACAAAGAAACUUCAAAAUGUUUACAAUAUCGUUGACAACACUAUUAAUACAAUGAUAAUUCUGAAGUUUUCCGAAAGACAAGCUGCCUUCCAAAUAAACGCGGUAAACGUAAUAUGUCCGAACAAACCAUUCGUAAGCAAAAUGUCUAUUUGUAAACAUUUUAUGCUUAGUUAUAACUUUAUGCCAAUUUUAUUUGUAAGGCCGAUUAUGUUUAAUUAUAAAGUUCAGUCAUUGGUUCUUACGACACGUGCCGGCAAUCUUAUUGUUCAAUAAUUUUUAACUUUCAAAACUUAAUUCAAAUGUCACAUAAUGUAAAUUAAUUAUUUCUUGAUGUGUCUUAACACAAAAUACGCUACGCUUCAAUCUUCAACACUUAAGGUGCGUACAAAUUGCGAGAGCUCAUGUUCGACCCGAGCUGACCUUCAUUUUGCGAGCCAAUAUGUUGAUAUAAAUUUAGUAGAAAAAUAUUGCCGCGCGGCAAGGCAGGCAGUCGAUCUAGCUUGAACAACCCGCGGCACCUGGAGAUUAAUAUCUAGCCUGCAAUACCUUUUUCGAGUAUGAAAACGAUCAAUUGUCCAUUUUUACGUAUUCGCCGCGAGAGCCGACCAAAAACAACCGACUGCGCGCGAGAGAACCAUAGAAGCUCCUUUGAUACGGUCUGAAAAACCAACCCCAUCUAACUAUGUUCUGUGGAGUGCUGCGCGUAGUUUGUAUGCACCUUUAUUGUUCUUUGGAAAGUUUCCAACCGAUAUUAAAAUCAAGAAUGGAAAUAUUUGUUAUAAUUAUUCAUUGAGAUGAAUGUGAGAAUGUGGUGCAAAUUGGUAAUUAUUAAUCGCACAUUGAGAAUCUAUUUACAAAUUAUCUAAACUUCUUAUUUAAGCAGUAAUAAUUGUAGAACCCAUAUUUACUCUGUAGUUUAUGAAGAGCACAAGCAAGGUACAUAUUGGCGGAUUUGAUCAGUUUAAUGCAUUUGUCUUAUAUAAAUAAAUUACUUACUGCGGAAAAUCAGUAAAAACAGUUCUUUAUCCCGUUGUUUCAAACGCAUAAAAGAGAGAUAUUCCAAAAAUUACUAUAAAACUCCGAUACCUUUCUUAUGCUCUGAAAUGGAAAGUUAGAAAUUGAAUGCAAAACGAGAGUAGGUGUAAAUUAGUGAGUUACGUUGAACGAAUCAAUUGUAGAAUGUUGUAAGGUAAAUGAUUAUUGUUAGUGGCGUUUUACUGGUCAUAUUCAUUGAUUUUAUUAGAGUUAUAUUUUUGUAGUUUUGUAAAUGUAUGCUCAUUUGUAAUGUAAUACUGCCAAGAAACAUAUUAUUAAUGAAUGGACAAUAGACAUGUUACAUUGCUCCGUACUGUAAACUUAUUUGACACAUAUAAUUUAAGUAAAUAAUCAUGUAAGCACCGGUCUAUGUACCUUACGAAAUUGUUAUGGAGGUUUUACCAUCCUUAUGAUACUUAGUAAAUACAAGAGGGUACAUUCAUUGAAGUCAUGGAUUCUAUUCUUUGAAUGCGAAUGUUGUUCGCUGCUUGACUAAGUCAAUAAAUCAGUCAAUCCAAACAAAAAUAAAGUUGUCACUGCGAAAUACUCACGGAAAGAUGAAAUCAUUUGCUCAGUGUAUACGUCUUUUCAAUUAUAUACCUGCUGUAACCUACUUACUAAGAAUUAAACACACACACACAUUUAAUUCUUAGUUAUUAUAGUUAUGUUUAAUUUGUCUUUGUCAUUCGUCGAGGAAUCACUAACCCCGAAGAUACGGUUUUAACUAGUUUCGGGGUCAGAAGUCCACCCCUUUUGAUAUCACUGCAAAACCGUUUUUAAUUUUAUUACAAUUAUUACAAUCUAACCUAACGUAAUGGCUUUUAUUUAAUGCAGUAUUGUAUAUUCUUCAGACCAAACUAAUACAUGUUUAGACUCUAGACCAGCAUAGUUUUUGUGUAGUUUCAAGCCAUUAUUCUAGAUGUGAUGUAUUCAUAGGUUAUACCGGCUAACGUCGACUUUACACUCGUAGAGCGCUUUCGCACUACGUCCGAUCCGAAUAAUCCGAUCCUACGUCUGAUCCGAAGUAAUUUCUAUGAUAGUUUACGCACUAAGUCCGGCUUCUAUCAUCCGAUUUCUUUCCGUCAACCGUUAUAAAUAGUUCUACGACUACACCGGACCGUAUUUUCACGGGUACGAAUCGGACAUAGUGCGAAAGAGCUCUUACUGUGUUAUUAAUAAAGACGAAGUAAAGUUAUUCCAAGUUUCAAACUUUUUGUCUUUAUCUUAUCUUUGUCACUACAGAAUUACAAGACAGGGAGAAGUAAUUUUAAACUUGGAGUAACUUUACACUGCGUUUAUUAAUAAGUUAAUGUUAUUAAUAGUCGGCUUCCGUUUGUUGGUACGAAUUUAAAUAUAGAUAACAUUCCUUGUUAUAUUACGUAGUUGUACGUACAUUGUGCCUAGUGUAGUAAAUAAUCUUAUGAAAUAUUAAGUAGUUUAAUCGGUUAGUGUGUUCGGACCCCGUCUAAUAUAGAUGAUUUAUUUAAAACUGUGGACAUUUUUAAAUAUUUUGCUAUACAAUUUUUAAAUAGAAUACUUACUGAAUAUGCUCCAAAUAAUAUUAAUAUCGCUUGUAGGCAGUUAUAACGCAAAUUCUUAUUCAUGGAACGUUACAUUGUAAGUAUCGAUUGAUUUUUAUGCCCAUAAUAUAAUACUAGUUAUUCCUGCGAUAUGUUAAUUCGAUAUGCUUCGAACACCGACAUGAUUCGGAAAA